AUGGCCCCUUCGGCGCGUUUGAUAUCCUCGCUGCGGCGAACUGCAGUCUCUUCUCGUACGCUCUCUCGCCACCAAUGCCUACGACCGACAAGUCAAGUUCGCUGGACUGGAAGCACGUCGGCGACUUCGGAGCCACAUCAGCCAGAUGAGCAGGGCGGUGUCAAGGGCCCAACCGCCUCUUCAAAAUCAAUCAAAUUCACCUCGGAGUCAUACCCCCAUCUGAAACGUGAUUCUAAAUUCGCAAAGGUGACCACAGAGCACGUCCAAUACUUCAAAGAUUUGCUGGGCUCAGAUUCUGCCGUUAUCGAUGGUGUCUCAAAAGAUGCAUCGGCCGAUAUCGAGCCCUUUAACAGUGACUGGAUGCGCAAGUUCAGAGGCCACACGACGUUGGUUCUCAAGCCCAGCACUACCGAAGAGGUCAGCAAGAUCCUCAAAUACUGCAACCAAAACAUGCUUGCUGUCGUCCCACAAGGUGGAAACACCGGCCUUGUCGGUGGCUCUGUGCCCGUCUUCGAUGAGAUUGUCAUCAACAUGCAGAAGAUGAACCAAAUCAGGUCCUUUGACGAAGUGUCCGGCAUCCUUGUCGCCGAUGCCGGUGUCAUCCUGGAGAACGCCGACAACUUCCUCGCCGAGAAGAAGCACAUUUUCCCCUUGGAUCUCGGUGCAAAGGGUUCAUGUUAUAUUGGUGGCAAUGUCGCAACCAACGCUGGUGGUCUCCGUUUACUGCGCUAUGGCAGCUUCCACGGCAACGUACUCGGCAUUGAGGCUGUUCUCCCUGACGGCACUAUUGUGGAUGACCUUUCGACGCUUCGCAAAAAUAACACUGGAUACGACCUGAAGCAGCUCUUCAUUGGUGGAGAGGGCACAAUCGGCAUCAUCACAAAGGUUUCCAUCAUUUGUCCUCGAAGGUCGCCCGCCGUCAACGUCGCAUACUUUGGUCUUGAAAGUUAUGAAAAGGUCCAAAAGGCCUAUAUCGAGGCCAAGGGCCAUCUUUCCGAGAUUCUGUCAGCUUUCGAACUGAUGGAUGGACGUACACAGAAACUGGUCAACAGAGUGACUGGUAAGAAGAUGCCUCUCGAAGGAGAGUACCCAUUCUACUGCCUGAUUGAGACCAGUGGCUCCAAUGCCGAUCACGACAGUGAGAAACUGCAAACUUUCCUAGAGCAUGUCAUGGAGACCGAAGUUGUCUCGGACGGUGUCCUCGCUCAGGAUCAAACUCAGAUCCAGGAGCUCUGGUCAUGGCGUGAAGGUAUCACCGAGUGCCUCGGCCAUGACGGUGGUGUCUACAAGUACGACCUGUCGAUCCCGAUUGCAGAGCUCUACGAUCUAGUCAAUGAAACACGUGAUCGCUUGACCGAGGCUGGGCUGCUCGGUAGCGAGCCGACUCACCCCGUGGUUGAUGUCGUUGGAUACGGCCACAUGGGCGACGCCAACCUGCACCUCAACAUCCCAGUAAGAAAGUUUGACAAGACCGUAGAGAAGCAGCUUGAGCCAUUCGUCUAUGAGUGGGUGCAAAAGCGAAACGGCAGCAUCAGUGCUGAACACGGCCUGGGUGUGACCAAGAAGCCUUAUAUUGGAUACAGCAAGAGUGAGACCAUGAUCAGGUUAAUGAAGCAGAUUAAGGAUCUGUACGACCCUGUAAGUCAUAUUCACAUUGAUUCGCUCCAAAAGUUUAUGCUAACAAAACAUCAGAACGGCAUCAUGAACCCGUACAAGUACAUAUAG
Exserohilum turcica Et28A is the source of this 1725-nucleotide messenger RNA. RefSeq lists its product as uncharacterized. Gene Ontology annotation, cellular component: mitochondrion. The transcript is spliced from 3 exons. NCBI's taxonomy places the organism in Eukaryota, Fungi, Ascomycota, Dothideomycetes, Pleosporales, Pleosporaceae. Gene Ontology annotation, molecular function: FAD binding; catalytic activity. The record is from RefSeq and is a predicted model, not a curated record. Bases 1 to 1725 code for a protein of 574 amino acids.